Molecule: messenger RNA, 1829 nt
Organism: Bombyx mandarina (wild silkworm)
Lineage: Eukaryota; Metazoa; Arthropoda; Insecta; Lepidoptera; Bombycidae
Product: delta(24)-sterol reductase
Biological process (GO): steroid metabolic process
Cellular component (GO): membrane; cytoplasm
Molecular function (GO): Delta24(24-1) sterol reductase activity; FAD binding
Source: RefSeq, a predicted model, not a curated record
UGUCUGUACACAUACACGUCUUUACAAACAACAUACAUAUGUAUGUUUGCAUGUUAGUCAUUCUAGUUUGCAUUGCUUUUCAACUGAAUUAUUAUUUGAUUCCGAAAAAACUGUUCUCAGGUCAUUGUAUCAGGUCAUCUGGUAUAUUGAUAGUGUGUUAAGCUAAUGCGUGUGCAGUAUUGUGGUUUGAUAUCGGCCGUGGCGGUUCAUCGAUUGUCGUGUAUAGCAGACGCAUAUGUUAAAAAAAUAAAAUGGCCAUAGAAACAGAAACGUUUUUGGAGUACCUCGUAGUGGAAUAUCGAUGGGUGAUAGUAAUAUUGGCCCUGUUGCCUAUGUCAGCGGCAUGGAAGUUAUGGUCGAUAAUCAGGAACUAUGUUGUGUUCAAGAUGAAUAGUGCUCCAAAGAUGCAUGAUGAUAAAGUCAAAGAGGUUCAAAGACAGAUAAAAGAAUGGUUAUCCGGCGACAAGUCGACUCAUCUCUGCACAGCCCGGCCAACGUGGCAAACAAUGUCUUUUCGACACAGUAUGUACAAGAGGACAUUUACCAACAUACAAAUUAAUCUAGUUGAUGUCUUGGAGGUGGACAAAGAGAAUAUGACAGUCCGUUGCGAGCCUCUAGUGACGAUGGGUCAGCUGUCCCGCACAUUGGCGCCGCUAGGCUUGGCGCUGCCCGUUGUUCCAGAGUUAGACCAACUCACAGUCGGCGGCCUGGUGAUGGGGACCGGCGUGGAGACAACAUCGCACGUCCACGGGCUUUUUCAGCAUGUGUGCCUGGAGUACGAGCUGGUUCUCGCCGACGGCUCUGUCGUUAACUGUAGUAAGGACGAAAACGCUGAUCUAUUUUACGCUGUUCCAUGGUCUUACGGCACCCUUGGAUUUCUGACUUCAGUUGUGAUCAAAGUUAUUCCGGCUAAGAAGUAUGUCCGCAUACAUUAUUACCCUUUCAACAAUCUUCCCGACCUAGCAAAGCGGUUCAGUCAAGAAUCUUUGAAGCCGAACCCUCACCAAUUCGUUGAGGCCUUGCUUUACACUAGAGACUCGGGCGUGCUCAUGUUAGGAAACAUGGUGGAUGAAGUCGGCAGAGAUGGAAAGCUCAAUCCAAUAGGGGUGUGGCACGCGGAAUGGUUCUUCAAACAAGUGGAGAAGCAUUUAAAAAGAAAGCGCACCGCGAUAGAGUAUAUACCUCUUAGAGAUUACUACCAUCGUCACACUAGAAGUCUGUUCUGGGAAUUGCAAGACAUAAUUUCGUUUGGGAACAACUUUAUUUUCCGCUACCUGUUCGGCUGGUUGAUGCCUCCGGAGGUCUCCUUAUUGAAGUUGACGCAGCCUGAAGCCGUCACCAAGUUGUACAACAAGGCUCACGUGAUACAAGACAUGCUAAUACCAAUUGAGCUCUUGGAGAAAGCAAUUGCGUUCUUUCACGACGAAUUCGAGGUAUACCCUAUAUGGUUGUGUCCUUUCAAAAUAUUCAACAAUCCUGGACAACUGAAGAUAAAACCUGGCGAGGAAUCACAGAUGUUUGUCGAUAUCGGAGUGUAUGGCGUUCCAAAAGCCAAAGGAUUUGAAACAAUUGCAUCGACGCGUCGCGUAGAGAGCUUCGUGAUCCAGAACCAAGGCUUCCAAAUGCUAUAUGCCGAUACUUACACAACGAGGGAGGAAUUCAGACAAAUGUUCGACCAUAAACUUUACGACAGAGUGCGGGCUUCGCUGCCUAAUUGCAAGGAAGCCUUCCCCGAGAUCUAUGAUAAAGUCAACAGAAAUGUUAGGAAAUAAAAUAAUUGAAUUUUUUUUUGUUAUUCAUAAAUAAAUUAAUUAUUAAAUAUAACACUG